GCUCAGGGUGACAGCCUCCCUGCCGCAAGAUGUCACUGUACCGAUAUACACAUUUCCUCCUUAACCAAGCCUUCCUUGAAGGGUGUGUUUGAAGGUUGUAUUUAAUAACGUACGGAAUUAUUUCUGGGUAGAUAGAGGGAGAUUACAAGGAGCAAAUGAAACGGCAGCUUGCAAGGAGAUGGGACAGGAAACUAUACUGAUCUGACAAUUACUAAACCGUGCAGGGAACUAUACCAGAAAGACAGUGGGACAGAUGGGAUCAAAUAUGACUAUAUAUUAGCUGGUCGGCGUUGUUAGUUUAGAUGCUAAUGUGGUAACAUAAUGCAGGCAAGAUACACGUUUUAGUAUAACUAAAGCCGAUGGUCUGGGAGGGCAACGUUAUAUUUGGUUGUUUUAUAUAUUCCUAUUUGAUAUCGUUUUUGGAAACAUCUUUUUUUUUGUCCUGUCUUAAUCACUGUUAACCUGCUACGUCAGUGGUUAGCAGUGCUAUGGGAAAGUAGAUUUGCAAUGCAAUCGGAAACGCUGUUCUUUGUAAGUUGCUGUCGGAAGAUGCUAAUAUAAUAUUAUCUGAUGCUCAACAUGCAGCUUGCAAGUCUAGCCCUAGUAAAGUUACUGCUGGCGUAUCAGCAUAGUUCAAAUCUUGAAAUCUAGUAAUAUAUAUAUAUAUAUACCUCCAUGGUAGAUGAGACUGGUUGUAGUCCAAGCCUUGAUUUUAACUGCUUUCUGUUUUGUUAUAUUGUUUAAAUUCAUGUUUUUUUCCCGGUAUUAAAUUAGACUCCUGUAGCGGGUAGAGUUUUAUAAGUGUUUACAAUUAUUGUUCCAGACGAAGCUACUUGCGUUAGUAAUUAAAAUGCCGGUGCGGGACCUUUUAAGCACAUCAUCGAAGCUUAGCCCGUUUCAGCCCCGUUAUGAGCAUUUACUGUUGUUGGUGUGCGUGCUUGGAACGGUGUUGCCGCUCGGAGUAGAUUGUAAUCCUUCUGCAGAGAAUCACCAAAUCAAUGGUACACAGAAGAAGUCAUUCCCAGUGCUCAGCUUCGACUACCUUCACGUUCGCCUGCCCUUUGAGAUUGCACUAUGGAUACUGUUGGCCUCCCUGAUGAAACUCGGAUUCCAUUUGAUUCCUCGUCUGUCCAACAUUGUUCCGGAGAGCUGCUUGCUCAUUGUGGUGGGGCUGCUGGUGGGCGGUUUGAUCAAAGUGGUGGGUGAGGCUCCGCCAGUCCUGGAUUCUAAGGUCUUCUUCCUGUGCCUGCUGCCACCCAUCAUUCUGGACGCGGGGUAUUUCCUGCCUAUCCGUGCCUUCUCGGAGAACACGGGCACCAUCCUGAUGUUCGCUGUCAUUGGGACGCUGUGGAACUCCUUCUUCAUGGGCGGCAUGCUCUACGCCGUGUGUCAGAUCCCUGGCACAGGCUUGGAGAAUGUGGGGCUGCUGCCCAGUCUCCUGUUCGGUUCCAUUAUCUCUGCUGUAGACCCUGUGGCAGUGCUGGCUGUGUUUGAGGAGAUCCACAUCAAUGAGUUGCUGCACAUCCUGGUGUUUGGGGAGUCGCUUCUCAACGAUGCCGUCACUGUGGUGCUGUACCAUCUGUUUGAGGAGUACGCCGGAGUGGGAUCGGUAACGUUCAUGGAUGUCCUCCUGGGAGUCAUCUGUUUCCUCGUGGUGUCCCUGGGAGGUGUCUUCAUGGGGAUACUGUAUGGGUUGAUCGCGGCCUUCACCUCCCGGUUCACAUCGCACACCCGCGUGAUCGAGCCACUCUUUGUGUUCCUCUACAGCUACAUGGCCUACCUGUCGGCUGAGGUUUUCCAUCUCUCUGGGAUCAUGGCAUUGAUUGCCUGUGGGGUGGUAAUGAGACCUUAUGUGGAGGCCAACAUUUCACAAAAAUCUCACACCACCAUUAAAUACUUCUUGAAGAUGUGGAGCAGCGUCAGUGAGACUCUCAUUUUCAUCUUCCUGGGUGUGUCCACUGUGGCCGGACCCCACCAGUGGAACUGGAUCUUUGUGGGCUGCACACUCCUCUUCUGUCUUGUCUCCCGAGUUCUAGGUGUCAUUGGGCUGACCUCUAUAAUUAACAAGUUCCGCAUCGUCAAACUGACCACCAAGGACCAGUUUAUUAUAGCGUAUGGCGGCCUGCGUGGGGCAAUCGCUUUCUCUCUGGGAUUUCUGCUGGACAAACACCACUUCCCCAUGAGAGACAUGUUCCUGACGGCCAUCAUCACUGUCAUCUUCUUCACCGUCUUCGUUCAGGGAAUGACCAUCCGUCCCUUAGUGGAGCUCCUGGCUGUGAAGAAGAAGCAGGAGACGAAGCGUUCGAUCAAUGAAGAGAUCCACACACAGUUCCUGGACCAUCUCUUAACUGGGAUAGAGGACGUCUGUGGACAUUAUGGGCAUCAUCACUGGAAGGAUAAGUUAAGUCGCUUCAAUAAGAAGUACAUCAAGAAGUGCUUGAUUGCAGGGGAGCGGUCUAAGGAGCCCCAGCUGAUUGCCUUCUAUCACAAGAUGGAGAUGAAGCAGGCUAUUGAGCUGGUAGAGAGCGGGGGCAUACCCAAGAUCCCAUCUGCUGUCUCCACUGUCUCCAUGCAGAAUAUUAAGCCCAAACGAGCUCUGCCCCAGCUUUCCAAAGGAAAAGAGGAGGAGAUCCGGAAUAUACUUCGCAGCAAUCUACAGAGAACCAGGCAGAGGCUGCGAUCGUACAACAGACACACUCUGAUGGCCGACCCGUAUGAGGAUGCCUGGAACCAGAUGCUCAUAAGAAGGCAAAAAGCACGGCAACUUGAGAAAAGGAUGACUAACUACUUGACAGUACCAGCUAACCAUCCAGAUUCUCCAACUAUGAUGAGAUCUAGGCUUUCUUCAGAUCCUCAGGGGUACAGUUUGAAAUUGAAUUCGGGGAACGUCCCUGCGAUUGUUGUGGACCCUGCAACACCACAGUCCCCGGAGUCAAUGAAACUGCAGGAGGAGUCGUCUAAACCAGGGGAAGAGGACCAGGGGAUAGUCAUGAGAGCAAAGCUCCCAGAAUCCUCCAGAACAGAUGAUAAUGUCUUCACUCCCGGGGAGGACAGUCCGAAAGAGCAGCGUCUAAUACGCUGCCUCAGUGACCCGGGGCCCCCCCCAGAGGAGGAGAAAGAUGACGAGUACCAGGCCUUCUUAAAUUGAAAUCUGAACCAAUUUGCUUGUCCAGCACUUCUGCAGUCAUUCCUGUUUGGUAAAGCCAAAAUAAUGAACUAAUGAAUUAAAACUAUAUUUAAAAAAAAGCCAUUUUUAUUUGUAAAGUUAAAUAUCUUAAUGGGAGGUGGAAUUAACCAAAGGUGUACUAUUUUACAAGGUUCUGUCUGAAUGGGGCUUUGGAUAAUAAACUGCUGUGUUUUAUUUAUUAUUGUGUCUGGGCAGAUUAAGGGAAGUUAGGGGGGUGUUUCAGUUACCUGCUGCUUCUGUUUUUGGUAUCUUGUGGCAUGCAGUAGGCUGCAGGCAGUUUUCUGCAGCAGUAUAUAAAGUUGUAAUCGUGGGAACUGCCUUAUUAAUAAGUGCUUUGAUGUAUUUGCAAACUUACAGGUCUGUGAGUGAGGGUACCUUGCAUUGUAAAUAGCCAUCCGGGAAUCUCUUUCACCGUGUGUAGUUUUAUAUAGUAGUUCUGAAGCAAUACGGCUGGUAACAUUGCUGGGCAGCCUGCUUUCUUGCUUGGUUCCUAACCUGGAGAUCUGUGGACUGAGGACUUGUGUUUAUAAAUGGCACUCCAGUCCUGUUCAGCUUGAUGGGCAUAUAUAGUUAUGUAACAUAAGUUGAACUACUUUUCAAGGUGCACAAUGAACCUAUGCUAGGGGGGUCAGUCAGAGAUUGGUAAAGGGAUUUUAAUAGAUUUUGUAAAUACAGGUGUAACAAAAAAUAGUUAACUAGUUCAAUUAAGCCAACAACUCAAAGCAAAACGUUUUUAAAAUAGCUGGUAGAAGAGUGCGUUCUCUAGUGGACACAGAUUAAACAGGCAAUAUAAAUGUCAUUUUAAAUGUAGAAUAAAAAUAAGAACACUAAAUUCUGUGCCUUUUUUGGUUCAAUUUAUGUUGACCUGACACAUAUAUGACUGUACUGUAAAUAUAAUUCCUGAAUAUUAAGAACACUCCCCUCCCUAGUUUUUUUUUAAAUGCAUUUCAGUUGCAGACCAAAUCACUCAACCUAUGUCGGUCAUGCUUUUUACUUUAUAACCAAAGAAACCUUAAUUUGUGAAGCAUCCCUAGCCUUUAAACGGCACUUACUUUUAUGUUAUAUAUCUUUAUUUGGUGUCAUGGCAAUUGCGUCCAUAUUGUGGUCAGUACAGUAUAUAGCCAGCAAAAUGUCCAUAUUGUAAUGUUCACCCUUGUGUAGGGGGCAUGCUGCUGUACAGGAAUAGGAAAUAGACUUGUACUAUGACAUGUACAUCUGGGAUUCUUCUUCCACUACCUUCAUUUUUACACUAAAUGUAUUUAACUGUAUAUUUAAUUUUAAAAAAGGGAUUGGGAACUCUGGGUUGAAUUCUCCGUUGAAGAGACCGGGUUUUGUCGGCUUCCAGUUCAUAGCAGUUUGUUCGGUUGCCGAUGGAAACCAAUGGGAUUGAUUUUAAAAUACUGAUUUCAGUCCCUGUGGGAGACUGUGGAAUACAACUAGAUGCACAUUCCAAGACAAACUGUUUUGUGUUUGUAAUUCUUUAUUAGAGAAGCAUAGGGGGAAAAAAAACCCCAAAAAACAUUUUUUUUCUUCAUGGCAAAUAACCUCAGACCUAUUUUUCAAUAUCCCUAAUUUUAUUUUUUUUGUCUUGGAUUAAAUCCAAAUUCUGUACAGUUCGUACAUUAAGGAUUUUUGUAAGGUAUAUAGGAACAUUCCCAUUUAACUUUGUUUUUGUAUGCAAAGAAAAUAUUGUGUAUUUGGUUUAUUUGAAACAGUCUCCAAAUAUUCUUGAAAAUUAGAAGUAAUUUUUUCCUUUGAAAUAGCAAGAACUCUUGUGCUAACUUCAUUAACGGGUAUUAAAGAUCUCUGGGUAGAUUCAAGUAACUGACGUCCCCAAAAUACACAGCUUUAUAUAGCAAUGUUUACUGUAGUUAAGUGCAGGUGGUAAAACUUGAAGGUAGAAAGUAUCACCAGGUGUAUACCCAGCUCCCCAAAUUAUACUAUGCAACAUGAUGUUUAAGAAACAUAACUAUGUCCUACAUGAUGUGUUGUAAAAUAUGUUUAUAAAAAGUAAUAGGAUAUCAUUGUGAGAUAUAUAUCAUUAUAGAGAUAUUUUUUAAAUUUUACUAUUAUAGUGCUGGGACAAAUAUUGAAAUAUUCAAAACCAACGUUGCUUGAAAUGUAUUUGGUGACAAAAAUAAUUUAUACCAAAAAACAAAAAUAACCCACCAAUUUUUUUAAAAAAUGUAUUGUCUCUUGUUUUUUAAUUAAAUAAAAAGACAUUCUACCAAAUGUUGUGAAUCUCGUUUGUUUUAGACAGUAAUCUGGUCGUCUGGAUUUCGUUGGAGUCAAAGACAGUGCUACUGUAUAUUCGAAUAUAUCCAGUGGUAUGUAAGGAUAUUCCUGUUUGUCCCUGUACUAAUAGCAUUACCAUUCUAAAGACUGUGUUUUGCACACAGUGAUGUACGGGUGUUUGUUGUUGAUGUGACGUAUUGGUUUUAAUUGUCCUGGAUUAUUGACAUAAAAAAAAACAUAUAGGGGACGUUGAAGUAUUAGUGUUUUUUUCCUUUUGAUCACCCAAAGUACUCACAAGAGACGGGGUCAACUGCCAACUUAUUACUUCUAAAAAAAAAAAAUAAGUUCACUUUUAUAACUUUUCAAUUUGUAGUCAAAAUGUGAUUUAUCGGAGCCUUUGCCCUGUCCGGUCCUGUCUCAUGCUAAUACUUCAACAUCCCUAAAGUAGUGACAGUUUGUUUGGUCGAAGGUUGUUCUUCAGCAGUCUUCUCAUUUUCUAUGAUGGCAAUUGUAUUUAAAGACUGGAGUUGAUGCCCUGAUUCAAUUAGAAGGAAUAUAAAGAUGAACUCUUGUUGCUCCAUUACUUUGCACAUGGCUGUGUCUGCCUUUUGUAAGAGCCCUUGUGGCCCGCGCUGCUUGGGUAUUGAUUCGUACACACUGAUGUUUACAGUCAGCGAGUACCCAAAGUACCUAGGCUUUGUUUCAAUCAGUUGAGUUUUUGUAUUCAUUUUACUAUUCUAUUGUGAUUUGUUGCACUUGAGAACAAUGCAGAUUUAAAGGAGCAAUUACCAACAAUGUAUAAUCUAUUGUGUUACCUCUUUUUAGCGUUAUCGUUCCUUUAAAUCACAAUUUCCAUAUUGAACAUGAAGCCUGGCCUGCCUAGUUAGAUAACUUGGGCUAGUUAAGAGUUGAGAACCCCUGUUCUAAACAUACAGGGGUAGGGCUCGAUGUAGAAACACUUGCUGUAACACUGUCGAAGGGUCAUUCAGGAAAAGAACAAAUUCAAUUUGACGAGUCUGCAAAGUGCUUGAAUUAUUCUGGCUGGAUAAAUGACAGUUCCUCCUCGAUAACUGGCUCUAAAUCCUUUAGGGAAGUCGGAGAAAGUACAUGCUACAUAUGGCAGGUUUUUCUAUAUUAUUUAUUGGUCUGCCCUUCAUAUUAGGUGUUCACUCCACAGAAAAGGGAUGCGUCAUUUUAGGGUUCUCCUGUUUAUUUAGUCCAUUUCCACCCUUGUAAAACACCAGGGCUGUGCUUGUGUGGCUUUGUGAUUUCUCAACACGCCUCCCCCACAAAACAGUCACUUUUUAAGGAGCUCUGUUAUUAUGUUAACGCACAUCCCAGCUGAAAAUAAGCACGGCUGUUUUCUGUUUUGUCUUACUAAAGGAAAAAAAAAACAGCUGCAGCUGGGAAUGGUUUAUACAGCAGUUUCAGAAAUGAUACGUCCAUCUCACAAUGAGAAGGCGAAGGCCGGGCAGAAAAAUCUAUUGCCGGGUUCAGAUGGCUGGAUUUAUCAAGCUCUGUAUAAACAUUGUCUGCAUUAUAGAUUGUAUUAAUGUAUCUGGAACUGAAACCAGUGUAGGAUGUUUUACAGAGUGCAAGAGAUUGUGAGAAGAGUGCAUUAACUCUUUCCUGGUGAAAUUUCCACAGACCAGAGUGCAGUUUCCCACUCGCAGGUUAUGAAUACUGAUGAAAAACAGAUGAGAAACAUGAACGGGUUUUGGGAUUGAUAUCAACAGACAAUUGUGAUGUUCUCACCAGUGGGAGAGCUUGGUUGCUGGACUGGAUGAAUGUAGAUGAAACUAAAUUGCUCAAUUCAUGAUGUUGUUUGCCGGCCUGCUGUGUCUUUGUUAUAUGAAAGCAUGCUGUAUAUUAUUAUUUUUAACAUUCCUUUAUUGUUAAGUGUUCUACAGUAAUGUGCAAGCGUAAAGGUGAUGUUUAAUUUCUUAUUUUGUAUCCUAUUGUGUGGGUUCAGCACAAUUUUUCUGGUUAGAUUGUUAUUUGCCAAGCUGAAGAGGCAGGUUUGUGGGGAAGUGAAGUUGGGAAGCAUAUAGGUGUUGCACAGGCUCCGUGCAUAAUGCUUACUCUAUGGGUGCAACACUAAUAUGUGUUCCCUUGUCACUUCCCUGCAGUCAGCCUUUUUAGAAGCAAAUUUUGCUAGAUUAGUUAGUAAGUAUGGCAAACAAUAUAAGAAAUAAAAAAAGUUUUAGAAAUCAAGUAAAACACAUAAUAGGAUAUUAAACGGGUACAAAUUUAAAUAUUUAGAAAAUGUCAAGUAUAUUUCGCAAUAAAAAGCACUUAUUCGUGUGUGUGUGUGUGUGUGUAUAUAUAUAUAUAUAUAUAUAUAUAUAUAUAUAUAUAUAUAUAUAUAUAUAUAUAUAUAUAUAAAUAUAUAAUUUGACAGAACUUUAUGUACUGUAUAAUCACAAUAUACAAAACCAAUAUGAUAUAGUUUCUCACUAGUGGUAUAGCACAGCUCCAGCUUUCCAUUCUUGUGAAAAAAAUGUAAUGUACUGUAAUGGAUACAUGAAAAUAGUCAAAUUAAAGUUUUAAUUUAUACAGUA
Acipenser ruthenus (sterlet) is the source of this 7983-nucleotide messenger RNA. RefSeq names its product sodium/hydrogen exchanger 1-like. The record is from RefSeq and is a predicted model, not a curated record. The coding region runs from base 851 to 3148 and encodes 765 amino acids. NCBI's taxonomy places the organism in Eukaryota, Metazoa, Chordata, Actinopteri, Acipenseriformes, Acipenseridae. Gene Ontology annotation, biological process: proton transmembrane transport; sodium ion transport; regulation of pH. Gene Ontology annotation, cellular component: membrane. Gene Ontology annotation, molecular function: sodium:proton antiporter activity. The transcript is spliced from 12 exons.